This is a messenger RNA of Lottia gigantea (owl limpet), 1914 nucleotides long. RefSeq lists its product as hypothetical. NCBI's taxonomy places the organism in Eukaryota, Metazoa, Mollusca, Gastropoda, Lottiidae. Gene Ontology annotation, molecular function: protein binding. Gene Ontology annotation, biological process: SCF-dependent proteasomal ubiquitin-dependent protein catabolic process. The coding region runs from base 1 to 1914 and encodes 637 amino acids. Gene Ontology annotation, cellular component: SCF ubiquitin ligase complex. The transcript has 2 exons. The record is from RefSeq and is a predicted model, not a curated record.
AUGACAGCCGAUGUACCUGUUGAAGUGCUAUCGAACAUCUUUAAAUAUCUUUCUGUUUCCGAUAGAAAGGAGGCAUCUUUAGUAAGUCGUAUAUGGUAUGAAGCAUCAUUAGAUCCAAUGUUACAGAAAGAUGUGAUGAUGAAUUUUCUUGGUAGUAUUGAUGCUCCCGAAUUGACAUCAGGUUUGGGAAGAAGAAAAUUAACACAUUUAGUUCUGAACCAGUUUGAAAAUACCAUUUCCUCAAAUGAUGAAUUGAUGAGAUCUUGCAGAAACAUCAGUGAUGGGUUAAAAAGUUUAUGUUUGAAAGGAUCAAAUAUAACAGAAACAACAUUUAUACUGUUGGUUUCUCAGUUCAAACAGUUAGAGAUUUUAGAUUUAACCUGCUGUAACUCUUUAUUUAUGUCUGGUAAAAUUCUUGAAAAAUCUACAGAUACCAAGCUGCUGAAAGAAAGCCUACAAAAUCUGCAUACAUUAAAACUGUCUUCAAUAAGAUUCCUGUCUGAUUGCUCAUUUAAUAGAAUUGUUUCAGUUUGUGAGAAUUUACAACACCUGACUAUGACUUCAACACAGAUCAGUUUUAACAGCCAUGCCUACUAUCCACCAAACACUAAAAUAUGUAACAGUGCAUCUGUUCUUACAUUCCAAAAUGUCCUCUUCUUUAUCCAGAAGAAUAGCCUGAAACUAAAGUCACUUGAUUUCAGUAAAACAUCAAUCACUAACAGUCAUCUUGAACAAAUAGCCUCUGUGUUUGAUUUAAAACUACAAAAACUUGGAUUGGUCAAUUGUCGAGAUAUUACCAGUGAUGGAAUUAAAAAGCUUUGUAAAAAUCAGAAAGAUAUUGAUUUCCUUGAUAUUAGUGGCUGUAUGGAUGUAGGAGACCAUGGCUUUGGAGCAGUCACUGAGAACCUAAUCAAUUUGAAAGUUCUUAAAGCCAGUAAAUGUCAAAGACUGACAGAUAAUGCUGUUGAAACCUUAAAAAGUCUUCCAUCUUUGACCACAUUAGAUCUAUCAGAAUGUUAUAAAAUAUUAAGUUCAGGAUUGAGUGUUGGGUUAUGUAGUGGUAUUAAAACUAAACUGACUCAUCUGAAUCUACGAUGUUGUAGUUCUAUUACUGAUAGUUUUAUUGUAGAUUUAUGUAAAUAUGUACCCUGUUUGGUUUACCUUGACCUUGGCUCCUGUUUCCCUAUUACUGAUUUAAGUAUUCAGAGUAUUUCGAAGAAUUUGAAGAAUUUAAAAUUCCUGUGUAUAACAUGGUGCAAAGAAAUAACAGAUAUGGGUUUGAUAGGUUUUAAGAAUGUCAGUUUAAACCAUGAAUCCCAUUCUGAUCAUGGUGACCAUGGCCAGUGUCGUUGUACACGUAGAACAGAUGUUAAAACUAUCUUCAAGAAGCCAACUGGUGAACAUUUAAAGAAGAAGUUUGCUAUAAAACAACUGGAGGCAAGAGUUUUAACAGAAGAAGAAAGAUGUUGUAUCAGUAAUAUUGGUGGUCUGCAACAUCUAGAUCUCUCUUCCUGUGAAAAAUUAACAGACGUCAGCAUCAAAGAAGCUAUCAAAUUCAGUGAAUUAAAAAGUCUGAAUUUAUCUUCUGUUCAUAGUAUUACCGAUGUCAGCGUUAUAGCCAUAGCACUAGGUAAUCCUAGUUUAGAAGAAAUACAUUUACAACAAUGUCCAAAAAUUACAGAUUAUUCUAUAUCUAUCUUAACCCAGAAAUGUCCUAGAUUAUCCUAUAUUAAUGUUUCUAGCUGUGAUAUGCUGACCAAUAAAACACUACAGAAUAUACAGACCAACUGUCGCCGAUUACGUCAUCUGGAUGUGUCUUUCUGUAAGGCCAUGACAUCAGAUGCUGUAGAUAAAGUGGAAGCAAGUUUAAAACUGCUAAAAAAUGUACAGAAAAGAUUGGUUGGAGCUUUUUAG